Messenger RNA from Laetiporus sulphureus 93-53, 1176 nucleotides. RefSeq lists its product as uncharacterized. The record is from RefSeq and is a predicted model, not a curated record. Lineage: Eukaryota; Fungi; Basidiomycota; Agaricomycetes; Polyporales; Laetiporaceae. The transcript is spliced from 3 exons. The annotation marks the transcript as partial.
AUGCCUCGGGACACUGACGAUGCGAGGAAUGCGAGAGGACAGAUGUACGAGUACGCGACGGCAAUCAUGAAUGCGCAACCUCGCACGCAUGUGUUCUUCAUCAACAUUUGGAGGACUCAGGCGACUCUGUUCUAUGCUGAUCACUCGCAGUUUGUUUGCACGAAGCCCUUCACUUUCACCGGCAAGCCGAGCGCUCUGUCGACGUUCCUCUAUCACCUCGGACAGAUGAACCCGGAGGAACUUGGCUACGAUUCUUCCGUCACACUUGCCACCGUCGAAGAGCUCGCUGCAGUGAAAGACGUUGAAGAUCAAAUGACGCCGUACCACCAGAAGUGUGUCGCGAGUGCAUUCUUCUCCGAGUCAGGGUGGCCUGUCUACAAAGUGAUCAUGCCGGCAGAGCAGGCCGGUUUCAAACAACCACGGGAAGACGGCGAUUUUCUCAUCGGACGGCCGUUGUACAAGAUCUAUUCACCUACCGGCCGGGCUACGAAAGUGUACGCAGCUUACAAUAUGAAGACCGAGAGGAUGGGCACUGUAAAAGACUGUUGGCCGGAGGAAUGGGAGGAGGGUGAGCACACCAAGUACGAGUGUAUUCAGGAGGCCAAGGUACGGUACACUGCAACGUGCCUGUAUGGUGGCUAUGUAGGCGAGCAGAAGACGAAGACAUGCGACGACCUGAAGCACAGGCGUCCCGUCCGGAGACAUUACCGCAUCGUACUCAAGGAGCUUGGUCGACCCCUGGAUAGCUACACCAGUUCAGGUGAGCUAAUUGUUGCGGGCUUCUGCGUGUUAAAAGCACACCAAGACGCGUGGAAGAAGUGCGGCUUGCUACAACGGGACAUGAGUCCUUACAAUAUGGUCUUCGAUGAGGUCGAUCCCCGAGACCUUCCUGAGGGCGAACAACUUCCAUCAAUCAGUGCUCUUUUGAUUGAUUGGCAUCUUGCUAAGUUCAAAGACGAACUCAAAGAUGGCGCCAAGCGAGGCACAUGGCAAUUUAUCUCCGCACGACUGCUCCGAAAUCCGACUGUGCAAAACGAAGUUGCGGAUGAUCUCGAGUCUGUCAUUCUUAUCAUGGAAUGGAUGGCACUGAGGUUCCACCGGCACUCCCUAUCACAUCGUCAGGAGCGCCUGAAGGUCCAUGUCCAGCAAUUCUUUGAAUGGCGUGAAAAGGACGAU